Messenger RNA from Akanthomyces muscarius, 1341 nucleotides. RefSeq lists its product as uncharacterized. Gene Ontology annotation, molecular function: 1,3-beta-glucanosyltransferase activity; glucan endo-1,3-beta-D-glucosidase activity. The transcript has a single exon. Gene Ontology annotation, biological process: carbohydrate metabolic process; cell wall organization. The record is from RefSeq and is a predicted model, not a curated record. Bases 1 to 1341 code for a protein of 446 amino acids. NCBI's taxonomy places the organism in Eukaryota, Fungi, Ascomycota, Sordariomycetes, Hypocreales, Cordycipitaceae. Gene Ontology annotation, cellular component: cell surface; extracellular region; fungal-type cell wall.
AUGCCUUCCUCGAGCAUCCUCGCCCUGGCCACCGCCAUCACCGGCGCCAGCGCUGCCUUCCAAGGCUUCAACUAUGAGAGCAAGGGCAACAACCAGCAGAGCUUCGAGGCCCAGUUCAAGAACGCCCAGGGCCUCGAGGGCACCAACGGCGGCUUCACCUCUGCCCGUCUCUACACCAUGAUCCAGGACGGCACCGCCAACGACCCCAUCUCCGCCAUUCCCGCUGCCAUCAGCACCAAGACCAGCCUCCUUUUCGGCCUCUGGGCUUCCGGCGGCCAGGCUCAGUUCGACAACGAGAUCUCCGCCCUCAAGAAAACGGCCUCGCAGUACUGUGACAAGCUAGACGGCCUCGUUGCUGGUAUCUCUGUCGGCUCUGAGGAUCUCUACCGCGACUCCCCCAUUGGCCAGGCCGCCGGCGAGAACCCUGGUGCUGGUCCCAAGGUGCUCCUCGACUACGUCCAGCAGACCCGUGAUGCCAUCAAGGGCACCUGCCUCGAGAAGGCCCCCAUCGGCCACGUCGACACCUGGACUGCAUUUGCCAACUCGACCAACAAGGUACUGAGCGACGGGCUCGACUGGGUCGGCAUGGACGCCUACCCCUACUAUGAGAACCAGAAGGACAACGGCAUCGACAACGCCAAGGAGCUCUUCCAGGCCGCCAUUGACAACACCAACACCGGCACCGGCGGCAAGCCCCUCUGGAUCACCGAGACUGGCUGGCCCGUCAGCGGCAAGUCUGAGAACAAGGCUCAGGCUAGCGUUGAGAACGCCCAGACCUUCUGGCGCGAGGUUGGAUGCCCCCGCUUCGGCAAGGUCAACGUUUUCUGGUUCAUCAUGCAGGAUGGCGGCCCCAGCCAGUCUGACAAGCCCAGCUUCGGUGUCGUCGGCGGCAACACCCUGAGCACCAAGCCUCUCUUUGACCUUUCGUGCGACGGUUACACCAACGGCGGCUCUGGCUCGUCCAGCUCUUCCUCCAGUGCCUCCGCCUCCAGCUCCAGCCAGGAGUCGACCUCUGCCUCCGGCAGCGCCACCGGUACCGCCACCGGCAGCCAGACCCAGACAUCUGCCACCGGCACCUCUGAAACCGGCGUCCCCGUCACCUCCGGCGCUCCCUCUACCCUGAGCACCUCUGCCGCUCCCAGCUCCAGCUCCGGCCCUGCCGGCACCGGUUCUCCGUCUUCCAACAGCCAGCCUGCUGGCACCGGCGUUGUUCCCUCUCGCACUCCUACCUCGCCCGCUGGCUCCAACACUCCCACUCCCGUUGGCAGCAACUCCGCCGCCGGCCUCAACUCUGUUGCCGCCGCCGUCGCUGCUCUCAUGGCCGCUGUUGCUGCCUUUUAA